This is a messenger RNA of Glycine soja, 1646 nucleotides long. Its product is annotated as geranylgeranyl pyrophosphate synthase, chloroplastic-like. Gene Ontology annotation, biological process: isoprenoid biosynthetic process. The record is from RefSeq and is a predicted model, not a curated record. Bases 336 to 1439 code for a protein of 367 amino acids. The transcript has a single exon. NCBI's taxonomy places the organism in Eukaryota, Viridiplantae, Streptophyta, Magnoliopsida, Fabales, Fabaceae. Gene Ontology annotation, molecular function: geranylgeranyl diphosphate synthase activity.
CAGUAGUACACGAGCCACUCAAAGGGAAUGACACAAAGCAGCACAACAUAAAAAGUACAAACGACACCAAAUGGGAGAGCAAAGUGCGGGAACGUGAUAAUCGAUGCGUUGUGUUGUGUCCUGUGCUAGUUGAAUCUCAUCUAACCCCAAAUACUAAGAUCCUAUCCUACUACUCAUUUGCUUAUCCAUCAUCAACAACUCUCAUUUCUCAUCAUCACUUCCCACUUACGCUCGGUAAUGUCUCAUUUCUCACGCAUCAACCCCUAAUAAUAAUCCCCCAAACAGAACCUUUCCCACCCAAUCCAAACACAGCCCUAAACCCCCCCACCAUCAUCAUGAGUGCCGUGAAUUUGAACACAUGGCCACGCCCCAGCUUCAUUUUGAACCAAACCGCCACAAGAAGAUCCAGAUCCUCCCCAACCUCUCAUUUCUUUCACGGCGUCAAUAAGUUACCGUCACCCAUUUCCUCCCUCACCGUUGCCAAACGCUCAUUUACGCUCUCGGCGGUGCUGACGAAAGAGGACACCGUGGAGACGGAAGAGAAGCCACCGAUUUUCGACUUCAAGAACUACAUGGUUUCCAAAGCGAGCGCGGUGAACAAGGCCCUCGACGACGCCGUUUCGCUCCGCGAGCCGCAGAAGAUCCACGAGGCGAUGCGGUACUCGCUCCUCGCCGGCGGCAAGCGCGUGAGGCCGGUUUUGUGCGUGGCGGCCUGCGAGCUCGUCGGCGGCGAGGAGGCCACGGCGAUGCCCGCCGCCUGCGCCAUCGAGAUGAUCCACACCAUGUCGCUCAUCCACGAUGACCUCCCCUGCAUGGACAACGACGACCUCCGCCGCGGUAAGCCCACCAACCACAAGGUCUUCGGCGAGGACGUCGCCGUCCUCGCCGGCGACGCGCUCCUCGCCUUCGCCUUCGAGCACAUCGCCGCCUCCACCCGGGGCGCCUCCCCGGGGCGGAUCGUCCGCGCGAUCGGCGAGCUUGCGCGGUCGAUCGGCUCCGAGGGACUUGUCGCCGGCCAGGUCGUCGACAUCAACUCCGAGGGCCUGGCCGACGUGGACCUCGAGCGCCUCGAGUUCAUCCACGUCCACAAGACUGCCGCGCUCCUCGAGGGUGCGGUGGUGCUCGGCGCCAUCCUCGGCGGCGGCACCGACGACGAGGUCGAGAAAUUGAGAAAAUUCGCUCGCUACAUUGGUCUGCUCUUUCAGGUUGUUGAUGACAUUCUCGAUGUUACCAAGUCAUCUCAGGAAUUGGGGAAAACCGCAGGAAAAGACCUUGUGGCAGAUAAGGUUACUUACCCCAAACUUUUGGGUAUUGAGAAAUCUAAGGUGUUUGCUGCGAAGUUGAACAAAGAUGCUCAGGAUCAGCUUGUUGGGUUUGACCCUGUUAAGGCUGCUCCUUUGAUUGCUUUAGCCAAUUACAUUGCUUAUAGGCAGAACUAGAUUGUUUGUUUAGGAAAGUUUAGAUUUAUGAAAUCAUAUUGGAUUAACAUUUACUUAUUGGCUAUUGCAAUGCAACUAGGGAUUAUAAAAUAAUAAUACCCCCUUGCCCUUCUUCUAUGUGCCUUAGUCGUCAAUUUUGUAUGAUGAAUGAAUAUAAAUAUUUUUAUAAUACCUUAAAUUGUAAUUAUAUAUUAUAUAUUUAUAUUG